Messenger RNA from Exaiptasia diaphana, 7744 nucleotides. Its product is annotated as zinc finger CCCH domain-containing protein 11A. Bases 2865 to 5537 code for a protein of 890 amino acids. The transcript is spliced from 19 exons. Gene Ontology annotation, molecular function: metal ion binding. NCBI's taxonomy places the organism in Eukaryota, Metazoa, Cnidaria, Anthozoa, Actiniaria, Aiptasiidae. The record is from RefSeq and is a predicted model, not a curated record.
UCGAGUUCGCCAUUUUAUAGUUGUCGGAUCUUUGGUUUGAAAAUCACAGAUAUCUUGCUAAUAUUUAUGGAAAAUUCAGUUUGAAUCAAGACGAAGACGAAUCGUGGUCAUCGUUGGAGUAUCGAGAGCUUCUUUGAGAAGUUUUUCCCUCUCUUUGGUAAAGAAAAGUUGUAUUUUUUCGCUCGGUGUUUAGAUGUGACGUGAUUAUAUUUGURUGUUGUGGAUUUCGACAAUGGAAUCAACUUAUUCCGAGCUUCUUUCCUCACUUWUUUACCAAGUGAUAGUGAUAUAUUAUCAUUCAUUCUUCCCGACGUAAAAGUGGUCUUAUCCUUGUUUGUGACUCAGCAAAAAUGAGGAGACGCGCUUUUCUACUCUGUAGUCCGUUCGUUCAAGAUUCGUUCUCGACCGAGCGAGUGGUUUGAGCUAGUURUGCUUGUUUUUUGACAUCAACGGGUAGUUUAUAAUUUAAAGCGUAUCUCAAUAUMUUUUUGUCACGAAAUUAUGCCUCAAGGUCGUUUUGUUUUCAGAAGUAAGGCUAGGCAUCCUUGCACUUGAUACACACUUGGUAGUCCUCUCUUUUCUUGAUUUCUUAAGACUUAUUAUAUUCCUUUUUUUUCGUGCAUGUCUGUUUUAUUAGACCUGUAACUUGGAUUUGUUCCUGAUGUUGUCGCAGUAUUAACRUUCAUUUUCAGAUUUUUGAAAAAUUCUGCCGUGUAUGUUGUUGUUUAGGAAUGGAUUGAUGUAAUGUUUUGUGCUGUGUUUGCUGKUUUUACUAACUCCAUAUUUUUCCACCAAUGUGUGUACAUAAGUUGGUUUAAGUUAAAUGGAUGGUUUAAUGUAGGUUCAGAGAUUCCAUCCUACUCCUCCAUUCGUACUUCCUUUCAAAUAUUGUCUCUUUCACAGCCCCAAGCAAUUUCUUAAAAAGUAGCUGAUCUUUUGUAUUGAUCCAAAACAGAUGAUGAGUUUGCAGUAAUAGAAACCUUUAUGUAAUGCUCCUAAAUCUAUUAUUGCAAGUUCACUGAAUGUCUUGCUUUGAUUCAAAGGCAAAGCUACCUUUUGAAAAUGGCACAGUAUGAUAUUGUUAAUUGGCGUAAAAACCCUUCAAUGAUGAAUUAAUGUUAAUCCUUUUAUUUUAUUAUUGUAAUUAUGUCUUGCUUUCUUUGAUCCCUGAUUAACUAGUUUAAGCCAGUAUUGUACUGAMGUUUUGGGUUUGGAAUGUUAGAGGAAGGGAAAGGUUAUUUUUAGGUUAAGAGUGUUAGAGAAGAGAUCUUUUUAUUGAUUUAAUUGUGGCCUAAUCAUCACACAAUAAUCCUUURCAUGUACACCAAUAUGUUUCAUUACUACCAUAAAUAUGUCUAAAAUCACAUAAAAAUCACAACAUGGUUAUGCACUACUUGCAGUUCUGAAUAUAUCGAUACAGAACUUUGUUUUAAGAAUCCCUUUUUAAGGAAACCUUGAUGAAACUGCCAAUGAUAAUUKUAAUAAGCAGCACUUAAUUCACAAAAAGUAAUGUGUGUGGUGUGUUUGUUUGUGUGGAAGUGAUUAAAUGGAAGAUGUUUGUUGCCAAAUGUAUCAAGAAUUUUACUAUUGUACAUGUAUGAUAUUGUCUAUAGAUUUAACAAUAUACAGGUUGAAUACUGCAAUACACUACAAUUUGUAACAAUUACUUCACAAAGUCAUAAAUAAGGUGUUAUCCAGGAAAGUUUUAAUAAGUUUUAAAAAACUACUAGAUUUUCAUGUUGACAGUCUUAUCAGUAUAAAUUUGGAAUAAAAAGCACUGCAUUUAAGGGUUAUCAACGAUGGUCCAUUAUAUAUUAACAACCAAUCAAGACUAUUAAUAAGAUUAUGUCGAAGUGUGAUCUGUCAACACGCUUACCCUCUACUAUAAGUAAGUUGGAUAUUUGGUUCUGUGAUGAGACUUGGUGAGGUACUUGUUUCACUAUAAAAAUAACAAUAUUCCCCUUUGCAUGGUCCAGCCAGUUUCUUGGAGUCAGUAAUCUUGAAAUAGAGUAACUGACUAGAGCAAACAUUUUUAUUUUCGGUUACAAUGCAAUUUUGUUCAUGUGAUUAAUCAAGAGAAAGUAUGUGUUGUUUACAGACCUAUAUUUUACAACCACUGCUGGACUUUGGUUUUCUAAGUUUGAUUUGUCAAUCAUCCUAACAACCAAUCACUUGGUGUUUGUGUGAGUUGUCAAUCAUCUGAACAGCCAAUUAUUUGGCUGUUUGGAUGAYCUGCCCAUCACAUAAACAACYAAUUGGGUGUUUGGGUKAUCUGUCAAUCAUGUGAAGACCCAAUCAUUUCAGUGUUGUAUGAUCUAUAAAUAAUGUCAGUAGUCGGCGUGGUUUUGCAUACAUGUAUAUGCAUGGAAUUAUUUGGGAUAACAACAGCAAUAUGAUAACAUCUACAGAUAUAAUUAUGAUAUCAGUGUCCUGCUAUUCUAUAGAGUUGUAGGUUUGAAGCAUCUUCAUGUAUCAAAUAAUAUCUUGCUAUAGAAAUCAGUAUAUUCUAUAUUCCUAUGAUUGUCUUGAUUGCAAUGGACUUAUAAGAAAAGUAUAGCAAUAAGACAAGUGCUUGCUGAUCCUGAGACCAUCUCUGCAAGGAUUUGUGGCAAUUUCCCUGUAUUCUAUCAGUUAGGACGGACGUGAAAACCAAGUACGCAGCUGCUGUUAACAAGAAACAACUUGAACUUGAUUUAUUAUCUGACUAUUCUACUGUACACAAACCCUGUUAUAUUGCACAAGGUCUUCAUGGAUAUCUAAUAUUGUUGUGUGUGUCUUGUUGGAGCUGUUUAUUUGGUUAUUUCUGUUGGAUUAAUCCUGCAGUUCUUACUUCAGGACCAUAAUAUAAAGCUCCUUGUCCAGCCAUGGCACAAACUGGAGAUGACUGUUACUUCUACUACUAYUCAACUUGUGCAAAGGGUGAUACAUGUCCAUUCAGACACCAACCUGCAGCAAAAGGMUGUGAGAUAACAUGCAAUCUAUGGGAGAGAGGAACAUGUUUUAAGAAAGUCUGUACUUUUAGRCAUAUGGUCAUAGAGAAGGAUAGGAGUACCAUUCCUUGUCUCUGGGAAUCUCAGCCAUCAGGCUGUAUGAAGCCAUACUGUCCAUUCAUGCAUACAAAGCCAAAGAACACAACAGUACAGAGUAUACCAACGCUAGGUGCUCCUCGUCACCCUGGCAAUCCAGGCAGAGGGGGGCCUGGGCCAAGGCCUCUUAUGUAUAAUAGCCCACCAAGACCUGCUAUGCCACCUACUCAAAGACCAUAUAUGACUGGGCCACAACCAAUGCAGCAAAGACCCAUGGGAUAUGAUGGUUUUAUUCCUCACAGUCGGCCAUCGCAUCCAAUGAUGUACCAAAUGCACCAUAACACCCAGUCACACAUGGGAGGACUACCAUAUCCUGGAAUGAUGAUGCCAAACAUGAUGGCUGCCCACCCUAGAGAUUAUAUGAUGCCACCAAGACCAGCUGAUGAUUAUGAUGACAGUGAYGAUGAUUAUACAUCUUCAGACUAUUCUGAUGUUUCUAUAAGCGAUGAUGAGAGAAGAGGCAGAUCAAGAGAGUCAUCACGUAGAAGAGUACAAAGUCCACGGCAGACGUCCAGUAGAAGAGAAGUGAAACAAAGAAGUGACAAGAGAACAGARUCAAGAUCAUCUAGAGAAAGUUAUAAUGAUAGAAAGAGCACCAGACGUAGAUAUGAAAGUGAUAAAGACAAAAAUAAAAAAGAUUCAGAGAGAACUAGAACUAAACCCAGAAAAGAAAGUGAAAACAAAGAAUCUAGUACAUGUAGCUCAGAGAGGAAAAAAUCUGAAAGUUCUGAUGAAAAACCCAAAUCUGAGACAGAAGAGAAUAAAUCAGACAUAAAAAUUAAAACUUUAGAGGAGAUACUCAGAGAAAAAGCGCUAAAAAACCUYCAUGAAAGAACUGCACUUAAGAAAAAAGCACAGAUGGAGGCUGAUAAGGCUAAGAAGGAAGGUAGCGAUGACUCUCCUGAGCCCAUUCUUAAAAGUGUGGUGUCUGUAAGCAAAGCUGAGUCAACCUCUUCUCAAAAAGUCUCAGAGUCAAGAGAUCCUGAUCCAGAAGUUGAGUUUAUCCGUGAAAAGAAAGUCAAAAGCCCUAAAACCAUCAUUCUUGAUAUCAUUGACCCAGARCACGAGUCUUCAUCUUCAAAGACGUUACGACAAGUCAAAGUCCAAGAAGACAAAAAAGAAGAAACUYYAACAGAAAAAGAAGAAAAACCAUYAGAMGAGAAAGAUUCAAAACCARCUCCAUCUUUAACAAAUAUAAAAGUCAAAACAUUUGAGGAAAUUAUGGAAGAAAAGAGGCAAAGAAAGGCGCAGGAAAGUAAAGAAGUKGUYGAAGAGAGUCAAGAAGAACUUACUGAACCUCAAAGAACUGGUCUAGAUAGUAAACUGUCAAGAAAGAUAAUAGUAGUGAAAAAAGAUGAAAACAAGAAAGAAUCUAAUCCUAAACUAGUGGUUAAGAGAAAGGUGCUAACAACAGCAAAGAAAGGUAUUGCUAGUGGUGUUGAUGUUGAAACUAAAGAAAAAGAAGACAAGAAACCAAAAAAGAAAACUUCUGAGAAAGAGAGGCCAAGUAACAUAGUAAUCAAGUCCUUUGAUGAGAUCAUGAGAGAAAAAAGACAACGAAAACAAGAAAAGAUCCAACCAGCACAACAAACCACACAGGAAAUAAAACCACAGACCCAAACAACACAAUAUACCACCCAGGAAAUAACACCAACCACAACUACAACCACCACAACAGUAAAAAGACCAACAAUUAUCAGAAGUAAACAGAUAUCAACCACCAAUCCAAGGAGUUUUAAAACAAGGAAACUAAAAGUGAUUGGACGUCAAGGUGCAUCAUCAAGCAACAAACCUAGUGAGAGUGUUUCAGAGCCUGCAUCACCCAGCAAGUCCAGUCCUCAGUCACCUACUUCACCUAAAAAGACAGAUCUGGGAUCAUUGCCUUCUAGUUGUUCAGCACCACAGUCCCCUACUUCACCAACAGAUUUAGUCCCUUCAUUGACUUCACAGAAACCUCUGUCAUCUCAUAGCGGUAAUGAUAGUGAUGAUGAUGAUAGCUGGGAAAAUGAAGAUCUGCCUGCUGUCCCCCUUGAAACACCAACCUUAGAAGGACCAGCAAGAAUACCAGGAAUACCUACUGAUGAUACCUCAGUACUUAUUAUUCCUGGUAAAGUUGUACAACCAGGCAGCAGUGUCUCACCCACUAAGCGACCAAGGUCCAGUUUGGARGAGUUAUUUGGAGUUCCAUGUGACAAUACUGAUACUAAACCAGACAAUGAUGACCAAUCAGACGAUGAAGAAAGAAAUGUCUCGCCACCCAAGAGAGUAAAGACACAAACCUAUGACGAUAUUGUACAAGCUGUAAAUAGCGAGAUGUCUAAAAAAGACGAUUUUGAUCUUGAUCUAGAGGAAGAGAUUGCUAACUUACCUGAUAAACAUUCUGAUCAUGGUAAUGAUACACUCAAUGAGGAUGACUUACUACUAGAAUUAGAAGAAAUGAUCAACAAUUAGAACWYUUGAUCAACAAUAAGAACAUUCKAUCAACRAUUAGAACCCKUUCAACAAUGAAAAAACACUUGGCAAGUACAUGGGCARRCGUGUAUUAUAUCCGUCCGUCAUACUUUGUACACACAAUCUGUAUUAUUUUCUCGAUGGAAGGUUUGGUUGAAUAGAACAUAUAAAUAGAACAUUUGGUCAGCACCUGGAUUGGCACAUCGAAGACGACUUUGGUCAAGUUUAAGUGCAUGAUUUGGACAUGGAUUACUAAUCAGAGCUUCACUCGAAAAAGAGCUUAACAAUCUCUUAGCCCAGCGUACUAGGCAUCCAUCAACAAUAAGAUUAGAACACUCAAUCGGAAAGUCUUCGAAAACUCAGAACACUUAAAAAAUCAUGGAAAAAGACUCGACAAUCGUGACUCAACGCUACUAAGUCAACAUGUGGAACAAUUCAUGUGAAUAUCAUUGAAAACUACUGAACAUCCUUACAUCCAAUAGUACCAGUCAACAAUUAGAACACUUAAUCAGAGAGACACUGAAAAACACCGAUCUAAUUACAAUCAAUUAGAAGACUUGAUCAGAAUWUUAGAGGAUAGUACCAUAUAGAAUGUACAUAAUUAAUGGAAACUGUAAAUAUUGGAUACUCUUCAUUCAUACUUCAGCUGUAAAAAAAAACGAUCAUCUUUCACGGAAAUUGACUUAAUUGUCUUGAUAAAAAGACGUUGUUGCGUUGAUCAAUAAAAACAAACAAACAGACACUUUAGACGAAAUUAGAGGACUGGGCUGCUUACAUCAAUGGUCAAGAGACUAAGUUGGAARCUACCACAAAUAUAUAUUGAAGAGCAAGUGCGCGAUUGAAUGAUCAGAAUUUAYACAAUUACAAACUAAAGACUAGAACAGGAAUCAGCAACACAAAGCACAGGAGCGUACGCCGGGAGGAAAAAUAACGAAAGCUACACCAACUUUAUUGUAAAAGCUACUGUAUGCCGUUUUGCAUCUAGAAUCAGACGAGCCUGACCUUGAUAUUGCGCAAUGUAUCUACUGAAUUGCGCACAGUCAGUGAUUCAGAAGAUGAGCUCUGUGAAGGGCAGAUGAUGAGAAACAGAUUGAUCUUAAUGCAAGAACUUCAACUCCAGAAGCUCGCUUUGUUCCUGGAACAUCCUCUGUGAGCUGUUAAGAAUACAAACCUUUGAUUCGCGCACUAACACUAGAAUUUGAACUGUCAUGUCUUCGUUAUAAUUGGAUUGAAGAACAAAUUGUUUCAAAGAACUACCUUAAAAAAUAUUGAAUACACAUAUUCAUUUUGUUACAAGUGCCUCGACGAGUAGUUCAGAAUUCUAAGAUAUGGUUCGCACAAUAACACUGGAACCACCAACUGAGCUGUAGGAUCAUUAGAGUGAAGAACUAAAAUCGUAUGGAAACCCACGUCGCUUCAAGAACUGCUUAUUUGAAUGGAUCGAAAUGCAAAUGGUUGAUCACACAAUACACAGACCUAAAGACAGGCUAUGGUUAAAUCAGUAAAAAACUAUGUUAAUAGAGUAAGGACUAUUGGUGAACAGUCUGCGGUUCUUACAGAGAACACUUCCUGGAAUGAUUUCAUUUUAUAUUAAAUGCAGACAUUGAGAACGUUGCUGAUUAUAUUCAUCACUCCAAGUCAAAAAGACAAUAGCCAAACUAUUUUGUAAACUUUCUACAGAUUUCAGUGAUAUGAUACUAGAUGAUGACAGCCUUGGAGCAAUACAUGUAUGAUUCAUCAUCUCUACAUACAUUUAAAGACGUUAGUAACCUCAUCUGUUAAUACUGCAAACUUACAAAGUGGACAAUGCAAAAGCAGUUUUAAAAAGUUAUAAGUAUGAAACUUUCUAAACGUUAAAAAAAGUCGAACUUUAAUUCAAAAUAACCUCUUCAAUCGCUACUUCUCUGAAAAAUCACAUCAGGAACUUAGGAACUUAACUUUAACAGAAGGAAAUGAAAGGGACACUCGACGAAUCUCCACUUUCUAGUCAGAGAAUAUUGCAUAGUUUCUAAACUCUUCAAAUCAAAAACUCUUAUUGAUAAUUUUCAGAUUGUGAUGUCUCUAGUACGGGUCAUAUAUUGUACAAGGUCAWGUGAUCAAAGAAAAUCGCCAAAACCUGACUGUCAGUAUGUUUUAUAUUUUUAUACUGUCUUUUGUAAGAAGGCUUCGUUUAUAUGUGAAAUAAAAGUAAUAAGUUGUUCAUGUCA